This is a messenger RNA of Necator americanus (New World hookworm), 5862 nucleotides long. RefSeq lists its product as uncharacterized. The transcript has 50 exons. NCBI's taxonomy places the organism in Eukaryota, Metazoa, Nematoda, Chromadorea, Rhabditida, Ancylostomatidae. Bases 1 to 5862 code for a protein of 1953 amino acids. The record is from RefSeq and is a predicted model, not a curated record.
AUGCAACACGACAAAGAGAAUCUGCCCAGUACUCCGGUGGUGAAGGAGGUUAUGAAACGGCCAUCGCUACAGAGCCCGUGGUCCGCAGCAUCUCCUAACGUCAGAGGUGCUCCCAAAAAAAUCGGGAGACCGCUGCAAGAACUUGGGGAUCAAAAUUUGGACGCCACAAAUGCUUACGAUGAAACAUUGGAUAUGUCAAGCGUUAAGAGAGGGCUUAACGAAUCUGUGUUAGAUACUCCUUCGAGCCCAACGAGCCCAGCCAGUGGCGUUUGUUACGGCGACAGAAUUUCAGGAAGAUCUACAGGAUCAGCAUUGAAAUACUCAGAAACAAGAGAAGAGGAGUUCCGUCAGAAUCACCUUCAAGAUUUCCGGCUUGAUGGCGACGCAAAUCUAGAGGAAUCAGCUUUUGGGGAAACUUUCACUUGCAUGGAACGGAAGGAACGAUACGAAUCUUGUGACUCUUUGAAGGCUGUGUCUUUGACGGAAAACCAUCCUACUUCUGUUUUCUGUGACCCAAGCCUUGAAGAAACUGCUGUAGAGUCUACAUUCUGCGAAUGCGAAACUACUCACGGAAGAAUAACCUACUGUAGUACAGAAGAUCCAAACGGAACUUCAAAAUCGAACCAGUCACUCAACUCAACACUAACAGGCAAUGAAAUCAAUGUGCAAAACGGUGUAAAUGUCGUUUGCGAUGCAAAUUUGGAGGAAACGUCGUGGGAACCGACGUUUUGUGAAUCGGAGUUUAGCCAGAUCGUAAUGAAAAACAACAUCAACCCCUCCGACAAGAUUUCUUUUACGGAGCAGCAUAACAACACGCACGUUCGCAUUAUCUGUGACUCAAAUCUGGCAGAAACGUCGAUCGAACCCAAUUUCUACAGAUGCGAUGUGACUCAGGAUACAAUGGCAGAUAACAUAGCGAAAGAGCUAACCAGCACUACUUUUACGAUCGCAGUAGACAAAGAUGAUAUUCCUAUUCGCGUUUCAACUGACGCCAAUCUUGAGGAAUCUGCUAUCGAUCCGACCUUCUGUGGUAUAACCCAGUCUGUGGUGGUAGCGGGAGAUGAAACUCUUACGAAUGACUGUAACGAAGUUGUAACUCCUGCACAUCACACUCAUGACGCCAAUCCGGAAGGGAUUUGCUCUAACGCCGCUAAAGCACAUGCAAGUGAAUUAAAACUGCUAGAAGAAAACUCACAUUCAAUUCGUGUUUUUGUGGAUGCCAAAGCAUCACCUGUAAGGUCUAGCUGCGAGGAAUUGGGCGAAGAUUUCGAUUAUAAGGCUAACGAGUUAGGAGAGUUGAGAGCGAAUCUGAAUCGCUCGCAAGAAAUUAAGGUUACGGCAUCUGUGAAUGUGUCUGUUGUGGAAGAAACUGAAGAUUCUCGAAAAGAUAUCACUUCUAUAUCCGAAAGAUCACGAGAAUUCUCGCCAGUUUCGACAGCUGUGAGCGCUUUGAACAGCGGUACAGGAAAAAGUGAUCAAUCGUUGCAGCUAAGUAACAUCACGCAGUUUGGGAACGUUAGUAUGGAUAUUUCCUCGUGUUCUACAUCAUCACAGGCGAAUGACACACUCGCUUUUCUCGAAUCUUUGGAGAAGAUAACGCCUAGUAACCGACAAAGUUAUCAGGAACCUGUUUCUCAAUAUGCUGCUAACGAAACGGAGGAUCAUUCUCCCUCGCUGAGCAGUUUUCCUACCUCCACUGCAGCUGAUUCAUUCACUAAUGUCGCGGAAGAUACAUAUUUCGUUUUGCAACGGUUGGAGAGGCAGCCGUCGAUGUCUAGAGCGGAUACUUUGGAUGAGCAAAUGAAAGGAGAUCCUGUUCCCAUGGAAAAAAUGCAAUCAGACGGUACCGAAUCUGAAGAGAAGUGCUUGCCACCAAUACGUUGCAGCAAUCCACGUCUCUUUGCGCAGUUAUCUCCAAUAGCUGACCUAUCCAGAAGCAAUGUCGGCUCACGAGCUUCCACCAUUCGUUGUUCCAUGGAUUUGGUGUCUGAUUGCUCUCCACCCAUUUCCCAAAAUAGGAAAUAUAAUAUGAAUGAUUCCGAAAUUUCAUUUCUGAUGAAUGAAAACAAAAUUUACGAUAUGGCUUUACGGAAUGCGGUUGAGUCACCUGAGGAAGUUACUAGCCUAAGGGAUAGAGUUGCUCAGCUUGAGAAAGAUAAGGGAGAAUUGAAUGAGAAGCUCCGCACUAUCACUGGUGAAUUAGAUGGGUUUAAAGCCGCUGUCAAUUCGAAAAGCUCGGAGCUAAUGGAAGCGGCAAAAAAACUGAAUGAAGUAACAAAAGCAAAAGAGCAUGCCGAAAGAACUGUUGCUGAUUAUGAGUUUAUAGUUGAGGAUCUGAAAAGAAGAAACAACGAACAAAAAGAGGACCUCCAUUCAAAGAUAAUCAGCCUGGAAGGAGAAAUGGAGUCCUAUCGUGCCCAGAUCCGAUCUCAGGUGGAGAUGACUUUCACGGCUUCUGGACUUAGUACUGAAUUGACUUUGGUCAGAGAACAAUUGAUGAUGACGAAAGAUGCUCACAAUUCUGCCGAAGAACGUUGCAAAGAAUUAGCCAAAGAACUCGAGCUUUCAGCCAACGAAAAUCUGAAUUUGUUGAAUCAGGUUGCUGAGAUCAGUGCAAAGUCUGAAGUUCUUCAGAAUGAAGUUAAAGAAUUGGAACGUAUGGUCAAAGAAAGAGAGACGGCGCUGAAGAAUGAAGAAGAGAGUAGGAGCAAACAGUACCACGAAUUGGAGACACGAUGCAAGGAAGCCGAAAGCUCCAUGAAUAAAUCAAUUGGAGAGGUGGAGAGUCUUAAAAAGCAGCUGGAGGCAGCUUUGAAUGAUCUGACUGUUUUGCGAGAGAUUCAGACUGGAAGUGAAAUGGAAUUGAUUGAGUUGAAGGACCAACUCAAGAACGCAACCGAGGAAUCUGAAACUUCACGCGCGAAAGAGGCAGAUUUACGAGAGAAGUUCGAAGAUGUCCAAUGUGCCCUCAAAGAAAAGUCGCAGCUCCUUGAACAAGCGCAUAAGAACAGUGUUGAGAUGAGUAGCAAGAUUGCUGAACUCAAAGAGGAACUCGAUGCAGAAAAACUUGCAAGAGACGUUACUGGACGCGAACUCGAGCAACUGCGGGAAGAAAACAAUUUAAUCGCAGCGGUUGCGAAAGAGGCGAAAUCUGCUCUCUCGGAUGCUCAAUCACAGGUGGAGGAAGCUAACAAAAGAUGUGAAGAGCAAGCGCAGCGUCAUGAAGAGGAGGUUGCAUUGCGAGUGAGUGAGUUACAAUCGGUGUUAGAUGCGCAUUCAUCUGAAAAGGCUGCAUUUGCUAGAGAACUCGGGGAAUACCAGAAAAAACUGGACGAAAUGACAAAGAAGCUUGAGCAGAUGGCUGAAACGAUUACCGCUCUUGAAAAAGAAGCUGCAGAAUUGCGCGAACAGAAGAAGAAUCUAAGUUCAGAACUGGAGUUAGGAAUCCAGGUUUACGAAGAAAAAGUAGCUGAGUUGGAUCAGAUUGCUAAGUUGAUAACUGACAAAGAAGAAGAGAUUGCCCAACUUUCUGAAGCGAAAAAGGAUCUGCUGGAGGAAAUACAGUUAGUAAAACACAGCCUGGAAGAGAAAGUGGACGAGAUUGAAAAGCUAAAAGCUGCGUCGGCAGCAUUCACAGAAUCUGCAGCAUUGCUUGAGUCAGAACGAGAUUCUCUAAAAUCUGACUUGGCUGCCACACAAGAAAAACUCUGCGAGAGUGAAAAGGAGCUGAAGAGGCUCGAGUCGAUGGGUUCUGAAAUUGCAGUUAUCACUUCCGAACGCGAUGGCCUUCAAGACCGUCUCAAUGCUGCUGAGGAGCUUAUCACGAAGUUCAGGGAAGAAGAAGCGCAGAUAAGAGCGGCUCUGGAGCAAUCACAGGCUCAAAUUGCCGCCUUAACUGCUCAGAAAACGCUGCUGGAAGAAGAUUUCCAGGCGAAAGAAAGUGAAUACAAAGAAAAAUUAGCAGCAUCUGAUAUGACGAUCACGGAGUUGAACGCAGUCGUGGAAAAAUUGGGAUUAGAACGUAAUCAACUCUCUGAAAGGCUUUCCGCUACACAACAAGAACUCACUGCUAAGGAGACUGCUGCCAAAUCAUUGGUUACGUUAGAGCGGGUGAAUAUUUCACUUAAAAGUGAAAUGAAUGCCCUAGAGACGGAGCUGGAAGCUGCUAAACAGCAACACCAGGCUGAGAUAGGUGUUGCUCAAGAGACCAUUGAUGACUUGAGGAAACAAUUACGGGAGUCGAUGGAAAAAAUGGAGAAAGCAGAAUCCUCGCAAUCGAAAAAGGUUGUAGAGAGUUCUAACGAAGAGGUAGCUGAAUUAAAACGUGCUCUUUUGCUGAAAGAAGCAUAUGCGGAAAACUUAGCAAAGAAAUGUGACAAGUUAGCCGAGACAGAGACGGAGUUAACACAGCAAAUCAGCGAUCUAUGCGAAGAAAGAAAUCAACUAAAAGCACAAAUGAAUGAAGGCGUGAGAAUGCUGGCACCAGAUCAUACAAUUGAUCACAAUGAAAGUCCUUCAAAGGAUGCGCAGCAGAAAAUAGAAGCGCUUGAGAGAGAGGUCGAUAUUCUGAAAAUGGAAAAACAACAGUUAGAAAAGAUUGCCAACUACUCCUCUUGCAACGAAGUUGGAGAACUAAAACGGUACUUGGCUAUCAAAGAUGAUUACAUAGAAUACCUUGGAAAGCAGUGCGACGAGUUUGAUGACAUAGAAGCGAAGUAUAGAGAAGAAAUUGCUGACUUAUGCAAGGAGAGAGAUCGUUUGAAGGCUCAAAUUGACCCAUCAAGUGUACCUGUGGUUCCCGUUCUCACUGAAGCUCUAACGAAUGGAAUCAAAAUGCUCACCCCAGACCACCCCAAGACACGCAAGGAGGUCUUAUCAGAGGAAUCAGAACAGAAAAUUCAUGAACUACAAGCAUUGGUUAAAAAAUUGGAAGAAGAAAAGAAGCAGCUCAUAAAACAAAAAUCACAAGAUGAUAAGGUAAUUCAACAGAGUGCCGAACAACGGGAACUAUGCGAGCAGCAGAAGAUGAAGGAUGCUGAACAGAAAAUAGAAGCGCUUGAGAGAGAGGUUGAUAUUCUGAAAGUGGAAAAACAACAACUAGAAAAGAUUGCCAACUACUCCUCUUGCAACGAAGUUGGAGAACUAAAACGCUACUUGGCUAUCAAAGAUGACUACAUAGAAUACCUAGGAAAGCAGUGUGACGAAUUUGAUGACAUAGAAGCGAAGUAUAAAGAAGAAAUUGCUGACUUAUGCAAGGAGAGAGAUCGUUUGAAGGCUCAAAUUGACCCAUCUAGUGUACCUGUGGUUCCUGUUCUCACUGAAGGUCUAACGAAUGGAAUCAAAAUGCUCACCCCAGAUCACCCCAGGACACACAAGCAAGACUCUUCAGAGGAAGCUGAACGAAAAGUCCUCGAACUUGAAGCAUUAGUUGAAAAAUUGGAGGAAGAAAAGAAACAGUUUUCAAGAAUAUCUAAUCAAGUGAACGAAACCGCUGAACUAAAAAGCAGGGUCGCCGAGCUGAUGAAGGAGAACGCUGCUCUCAGAAGCCAGUGCACAUCAGAGGCAUCUAAACCUUGCCUACUUGACGCUCAUGGAAAGAGGCUGUGUGAGGAGGAAGAAAUGAAUGAAAGAUCUGACAAAGAUGACGCAUUUACAUCUGCGCCAUCUUCACCAACACUGCAGUCGAGGUCGUAUGAUUCAUUCGCCGGUCCGGCACAUGAGGAAUCCACCAUAGAAACUGCUGCAGUCACCCCUAACCGUACCCUUCACACUACACUAUACAAGAGAAUAGACAAGACAACAAAUCUUUUGGAAACAUCAGAUGCUACUAAGCGGGAAAAUAGUCGAUGUGCUCAACAAUAG